Messenger RNA from Dromiciops gliroides (monito del monte), 2796 nucleotides. RefSeq names its product SPRY domain containing 3 (gene SPRYD3). The record is from RefSeq and is a predicted model, not a curated record. Bases 154 to 1443 code for a protein of 429 amino acids. Lineage: Eukaryota; Metazoa; Chordata; Mammalia; Microbiotheria; Microbiotheriidae. Gene Ontology annotation, molecular function: protein binding. The transcript has 11 exons.
GGGCAGACUGGGGGCGGGGCGAGUGCCGGGCCCAGUAGGAAGGGUGGGGACCCGGAUGUCUGUGGUGGAGGCCUGUAGCCGAGCAGCGGCGAGGGUCUGGCAGGCCCAUGGAGGAGGAGGACGGGGCUGCCGGGGCUGGCUCACUUGAACAAGAUGGAUGACCUCAACCUGCACUACCGGUUCUUGAAUUGGCGGCGACGAAUUAGAGAGAUCCGAGAGGUUCGGGCUGUCCGCUACCAGGAGAGAUUCAAACACAUUUUGGUAGAGGGAGACACAUUGAGUUACCAUGGCAAUUCUGGUGAAGUUGGCUGCUAUGUGGCUCCCCGGCCUCUGACCAAGGACAGCAAUUACUUUGAGGUGUCAAUUGUAGACAGUGGGGUGCGGGGCACCAUUGCUGUGGGGCUGGUCCCUCAAUACUACAGCCUGGACCACCAGCCUGGCUGGCUGCCCGACUCAGUUGCCUACCAUGCUGAUGACGGCAAACUGUAUAGUGGCCGAGCCAAAGGCCGCCAGUUUGGGACGAAAUGUAGCUCUGGGGACCGGAUUGGCUGUGGCAUCGAGCCCGUCUCCUUUGAUGUGCAGACAGCUCAGAUCUUCUUUACUAAGAAUGGGAAGCGGGUGGGCUCUACCAUUAUGCCUGUGUCCCCAGAUGGGCUUUUCCCUGCAGUGGGCAUGCAUUCACUGGGAGAAGAAGUGCGGCUACACCUGAAUGCUGAGCUGGGCAGUGAGGAGGAUGACAGUGUGAUGAUGGUGGACAGCUAUGAGGAUGAAUGGGGAAGGCUGCAUGAUGUCAAAGUGUGUGGGACGCUGCUGGAGUAUGUGGGGAAGGGCAAGAGCAUCAUUGAUGUGGGGCUGGCCCAAGCCCGCCACCCGCUCAGCACUAGAAGCCACUACUUUGAGGUGGAGAUUGUAGAUCCUGGGGAAAAGUGCUACAUUGCCUUGGGGCUGGCAAGAAAGGAUUAUCCCAAGAAUAGGCAUCCUGGCUGGAGUAGAGGUUCCGUGGCAUAUCAUGCAGACGACGGGAAGAUCUUCCAUGGCAGUGGUGUGGGGGACCCUUUUGGACCACGAUGUUAUAAAGGAGACAUCAUGGGCUGUGGUAUCAUGUUUCCCCGAGAUUACAUUCUGGAUAGUGAAGGAGACAGUGAUGACAGCUGUGACACGGUGAUCCUGUCUCCUACCCCUCGAGCUGUCCGGAAUGUCAUGUACCUACACCAGGAAGGAGAGGAGGAGGAGGAAGAGGAAGAGGAGGAAGAAGAGGAAGAAGAUGGGGAAGACAUGGAGCAGGAGCAUGAGGGCAAAAAGGUGGUGGUGUUCUUCACUCGAAAUGGCAAGAUCAUCGGCAAGAAGGAUGCUCUUGUGCCCCCGGGAGGCUUCUUCCCCACCAUUGGCAUGCUGAGCAGUGGGGAGAAGGUCAAAGUGGACCUGCAUCCUCUGAGUGGCUAGGGCUUCUGCAGCACUCGCAGGACCAUCCACCCAGCUCCCGGGCUCUCCUUCCUGCCUUCUUCCUUCCCCCGGCCCCUGCCCUCCUCCUCCAGGGUUCGAGGAGGGCUUCGUUCUGUCUCUUGCCCUGGCUGGGCCCAGCACCAGGCCAAGCACCUGCUGGCCCGGGCGAUUCUCAGUGUCUGCCUCUGUGGUCCCGGGGUCACCUUCAUCAUCAUUCCUUAGGGCCAAGGCCCUGAUACAAGAGCAAUGUACCAACAGGGCCAUGCUGCCCUUGGUUUGUUGCCAAUGUCUCUAAGGCCAAUCUCCGUUCCCAGGCCCCUGGCUUCCAGGUCAAAGAAGGAGGAGUGUCAGUUGAUGGCUGAAUUGGGCCAGGUUUGUGCCUGAGGAUAAGGCUACAGUAUCCUUCCCUUGACCCCGAGUCCGAGCCCAGGGCUGGACAGUGCUCAGAGCAUCCAGCCGUCUUUGCGGUGCAGGCAGUUCUCAGAGGUGGCGCUGGAGGACGGGGCCACCAUGGCGGUCUCGCCCCAGGAUCUCUGCUUCCUUCCAUCUCUCUGUCUCCUGAAUGUCUGUGAUAUUUGCUGCUUUGGUCUGUCCCUCCCCCCUCCCCUGCCGGCAGGGCUUGGGGUGAGGCUUUUUGCUUGUGCUGACCCAACAUUGCCCUGAGCAGUCUAGGCACAGUCUCUGUUCCUUCUUCUGAGGUCCGGAAGACACCCUCAUAUUGUACCAUUGACCCAUGGAGAAACUCCUGCCUUUCUCCAGCCCCCCAAACAGCCCGGUGCCAAGUGUGUGGGGAAGAUGCGGCUCCUCUGGCUCGGGUCAGAGAUCUCCUCACUUCUGUGAUGCUAGCCCUGCCUGCUUGGCUUUCCCAGCCCAGUCUCUCCUGGAACAGGUCAGGGGCGGGGGGGGGACGCCGUGACCCCAGAGCCCUGUGACUGGACUUCCUGCAGUGGGACUGCUCUAGGCCCUCCCUUCCUCCCUCCCUCCCUCCUUUCCCCUGUGUUGCCCUCCCAUUUCUCCUCUUAGGGGAGUGGGAUGUCUGCUUGCUGCUUGUUCCAGUUGCCUGGUUUGCAUCAGUGUUUGAUUCCAGCUCUUCUGCUCUCUCCUCCUCCCACUGUGGGCUCUCACAUUCCCCCUUCCCCUCUCUGUGACAGGGGACAGGAGCUCCUUGCCCUGGUUGGCACAGAAGGAAUGGGGCCUUUAGGGAAGGAAGGGGCUGAGCUGCUGUGCUGCUGGGGGACCUAGACCUCUGGCCUCCCCCCACCCCUCCUUCCCUGCACUAUGAUGUAUGAAACGUAUGUACAGACCAGAGAUGUUUAUAUGGCCAAUAAAGAUGUGCUUUCCAUAUUUAUCAUA